Molecule: messenger RNA, 1734 nt
Organism: Trypanosoma theileri
Lineage: Eukaryota; Euglenozoa; Kinetoplastea; Trypanosomatida; Trypanosomatidae
Exons: 1
Coding region: 1-1734 (577 amino acids)
Source: RefSeq, a predicted model, not a curated record
AUGUCACAAACAGAAGAUGUGGAGGGGCUGCAGAAACGCCUGCAAGUAAGUGAAGAAUGGAACAUGCGGCUGCAGAGUCAAAUUCAGGAGCUUUUACGUCUUCCACGGAGUGAAGUAGAGGCCAUGCGAGGACGAAUGCAGAAUCCUGAUAUUGCCAUUCCCCUCUUGCAGUGUUAUGAUGCCGCUAUUCUUGAGAAACAAGAAGAAAACGAGCGACUGGUGAUCGAAACAAAUCGACUAAAGACACAACUUGAAGCCGCAGGAGUGGAGCUGCAGGACGCACGAGCCGCACAACAGGAGAUGGAGGUACGAUUGCAGGAAGCUCACAGUGUGCAACAGCAACGAGAAGAACAACUUAACGAACAACUACACGAGGCGCAGCGGUCUUCAACACGAAUUCAACACGAAUUAUCCCGCAGUCUUGAUGCGGAAGCCACACUACGGCGUGAUGUGGAGCGUCUACAACAACAACUCGCUGAACUGCAGCAUGAAACUACACACAUACAAGAAGAUAACGCCGCACUGCAGGAGGCAGCAUUGCAGGCAUCACGACGUCUUAAAAGUACCGCAAGUGCGGCAGAGGCGACACAGCAAGCGGGUGAAGUUCAACGUGUACAGUUACAAUUACUUAGCAAAGAGAAUGCGGAUAAAUUGCAGGAGUUGGAGCGGUUGCGGCUGCGCAUGGUUCAAGCAUUACGUCUCGCUUCUGAGAAUCACGCCAUACACAUGAAGGCAGUGGAGGAGCGACACCGCGUGGCUAUGGAAACACUACGUCAACAGGCAGCCACACAAGAGGCUGAGGUACUUAAACUACGUGCACAACUCGCACGCGUUGAUGCUUCCAGUCCACACUGCAGUAAGAAUAACUCACAUUUGCGUUCCACAACAGAAUUAUUAGAGGCCCAGACGCGGCAGGCACUUGAAGUGGAAGUGAAACGACUUUACGGUGAGGUGUCGGCAAUGCAAAUGCAACGAGAUGAUGCAAUGCUGCGGUAUGAACAAUUAUCCAACAGUUUAAGACGUGAGGAGUCUGAUCGGAUGGCUGCUGUGCAACGUGAGACACAGAUGCUGCAACAGAAAAUACGUGAUCAGGAGCAGCAAUAUCAGCAAUUAGAUAUGGAAUACAACCGUACAAAAGAAGAAUUACGUCUUUUACGAGAAAAGUGUAAGGGUUACACUACGGAACUUCAAAAUGUUCGACAAGAGCAGGAUCAGUCACUUCGGAAGGUGGAAGAACUUCGUCGUGCUCUUACUACUGCGGAAGAGACAUGUGAACAGGUGCGGCGAAAGGCGAAGGAAGAUAUCGCAGGUGAGAGGAAACGUGUGCAGGAACUUGAACAACAUGUAGAGGGUGUUGCAAGGGAUAUGCAAUCAUCCAAGGACCGUGCACAUGCGGCAACGCUAACGGCAGAAAGACAAUGUGAAGAACUUCGUCAUCAGCUGACAGAAGCUCAGGAGCGAGUAAAGACAGCACAGACACGACUCUCAACACGUGAACGUGAAGUGGAGGUAUUGACGGCUAAUGUGCAGCAUUUGCAGGAGGCGGUGCGGCUUAAUCAACAACAGGCAUUAGCGUGUGAUGGGCGUGUACAACAGUUAUUACAGCAGGAUGAAGAAAAGUCGAGAAAAUUGCGGGAGAUGACACUUUUGGUUGAGCGACUUAAAAUGGAAGGCGCCCGUGCUGCUCGAGCACGUGAUAGACUCAUAGAAGAUGUGAGUACUCGUAUGUAUUGA